Strongylocentrotus purpuratus (purple sea urchin) is the source of this 8109-nucleotide messenger RNA. It is a transcript of the gene cenpe, whose product is annotated as centromere-associated protein E. Lineage: Eukaryota; Metazoa; Echinodermata; Echinoidea; Camarodonta; Strongylocentrotidae. Gene Ontology annotation, biological process: microtubule-based movement; mitotic cell cycle. The record is from RefSeq and is a predicted model, not a curated record. Gene Ontology annotation, molecular function: plus-end-directed microtubule motor activity; microtubule binding; ATP binding. Gene Ontology annotation, cellular component: microtubule.
AGUUCAACGAACUUUAGCGGAUAAUUUGAAUUUUAAAUGCCGUGCGGACAUCGAAUCAACGAGCUUGUGCAUUCAUUGUGCGGCUUUCUCUUAAAACUUAAGAUUGAAGAUAUCAGCCUCGAUUUACAGUCUACUUGAAGAUCAGAAUUGAGGAGCAGAAAUGGAUAAUGUCCAUGUGGCAAUCCGUUUGAGGCCAUUCAUCAAAAGAGAGAGUGAGAACGAUGCACACCAUCAUUGGAGGGCAGAGGGCAAGAACGUGCAGCAGUACGAUGCCAGAGUGAAGCCCGCUGGCAAGCCCUACACAUUCGAUCGUGUCUUUGAUGAAAAUGAGACAACCUUGGAUGUAUAUGAAGAAAUUGCUCUACCAAUCAUUUCUUCUGCCAUGGAUGGGUAUGAUGGAACAAUUUUUGCUUAUGGACAAACCAGCAGUGGCAAAACCUUCACCAUGCAAGGCUCUCCUCUCCCUGGUAUCAUCCCAAGCACCAUCAAUGAAGUGUUUGAGACCAUUGAAAAUACCCCUGACAGAGAGUUCUUGCUUAGAGUGAGCUACGCAGAGCUGUACAAUGAGGGAAUCACAGAUCUCCUCUCCGAUGAGAAGAAACAGCUCAGCAUCAGAGAGAAUGGGGAGCGUGUCUAUGUGAGUAACCUGACCGAGGAGGUGUGUACUAGCUCUAUUCAGAUUCUGAACCUCUUGAGGAAAGGAGACGCCAGACGCCAUGUUGGGAGAACCAAUAUGAACGAACACAGCAGUCGCUCCCACACCAUAUUUUGCAUGAUCAUUGAGUCAAGAGGGAGAAAGGAAGUAGGUGAAUGUGCUGUCAAGGUUUCUCACCUGAACUUGGUUGACCUUGCCGGGUCAGAACGCGCCAACGAAACGAAAGCAGAGGGCGCCAGAUUGAAGGAAUCCUGCAAUAUAAACCAGUCUCUCUUUGUGCUUGGGACGGUAAUCAAUCGCCUGGCUUCCGGAGCAGAAUUCGUGCCAUUUCGUGACUCCAAACUCACCCGGAUCCUUUCCUCGUCGUUGGGCGGCAACGCCAAGACAGCCAUCAUCUGCACCAUCACGUCAGCCUCGUUGGAACAGACGCUGUCCACUCUUCAAUUUGCCACGCGGGCAAAGUCAAUCAAGAACAAGCCUGUGAUGAACGAAAUCUUGUCCGACGAGGCCCUUAUGCAGAGGAUGAAGAAAGAGAUCCAGAGCCUGAAGAAAAAAUUAGAAGGGUCCCAGGCUCCUCCACUAGCACUGACCGAUGAGGAUAAGGAGGCCCUCUUGAGCCAGGAGAGGGAGAGGAUGAAGAAGGAGGUGAUGAAGGAGAUGCAGGAGAAGAUGGAUUACUUCAACAACAUGGUGGUCGUCUCCAAGGGUGGGGCAACCCCCAAGAAACAACUCAAGAGAAAGCCCCGACGUGAGACAUGGUGCCCCGGCAUGCAGCUACAGCCCCUCCUAUUACCACCACGCCCUGCCUUGCUGAGAGCCCAGAAGAGCCCCAUCUUGGAAGCCUCUGACGCUUCCCUCUCAUCGCUCCUAGACGCAUCGGUGGAUCCAUUCAUCUCCAUGUCAAGUGGAUCUGUAAGCAGCAUCAGCAGUGACGAAUUCAAUGAUGAAAAUGCAGAGGCCUUCAGAGCAGCAGUCCCUAACUUCGGUAAUGAAGGCCUGGACGCUGACUUACCGGAUCUAGAUGUCGCCUACUCGAGGAAGAACAAGCGCAGGAGAGCCAGUGUACACUUUGGGGAUGAUGAUGUGUACACUUUCACAUUAGAAGAAUACAACAAAGAAAUGGCUUGUCAGACAGAGGCGGUUGCAUCCCCCUCUGAGGAUCAAGUACUUGGGAUGACAGCUUCCCUCGAGUCUGCUCAGGAAGAAAUUAAGACCUUGAAGGAGAUGCUUGAAGGAAAGGAAAGUGAUGUCCUAGAGAGGCAAGCCAGGGAAGCAGAGAUGCAGGCUGCUCUGGACUCUGCAAACUUGGAGAAAGAAGAACUGAAGAGCCACAUUUCAGAGAGCCAGAACAAGGAACUGAUGGAGCUGCAAGCUGCACUAGACUCUGCAAACUUGGAGAAGGCAGAACUGAAGUCCCGCAUGGCUGAGAUACAAGAGGGGCAGCAGACAGGGAUGCAAGAUGCCCUGAACGCUGCAAACUUGGAGAUUGAGGUACUGAAAAACCACGUUUCAGAGAGCCAGAACAAGGAACUGAUGGAGCUGCAAGCUGCACUGGACACUGCAAACUUGGCGAAUGCAGAACUUAUGUCCCGCAUGGCUGAGAUAGAGAAGGAGCAGCAGACAGAGAUACAGGCUGCACUGGGCUCUGCAAACUUGGAGAAUGCAGAACUGAAGUCCCUCAUGGCAGAACAACAGAACAAGCAGCUGAUGGAGUUACAGGAUGCCCUGAACACUGCAAACUUGGAGAUUGAGGUACUGAAAAACCACAUGACACAGGUACAGAAUGAACAGCUGAUGGAGACGCAGGCUGUACUGGACGCUGCAAACCUGGAAAAUGAAGAGCUGAAAAGCCACUUGGCAGAUGUACAGAACAAGCAGCUGAUGGAGUUGCAGGCUGCCCUGGACUUGGCCAAUGCAGAGAAUGCAGAUAUAAAGUCAAGGCUGGGUAGCAUGGAAACAGACGCACUUACCGAAGCGAUGACAACACUUGAGAAGAGCCACAAGGAACUCGCCGUCCUACAAGCUGCAUUGGACUCUGCCAAUCAGGAAAGAGAAGCCUUUGGAGAGGUGCAUAUCAGCGAGAACAGCCAGCUACGUACAGAGCUCGAGUCAGCAUCCAGGGAACUCCAUUCUCUCAAGGAGCAAUAUGAGGAAAGGGACACAACCAGACUGAACGAGGCGCUGGCUACCCUGGAGAAGCAGGCUGCUGAUCUGACUGAGCUGCAAGCUGCAUUGGAGAUGUCCAGGGGAGAGAAAGAGACCUUGGAAAGGAGAUCAGAGGAGAUGCCUUCCAGUGAGCUAAAUGAUAUCAAGGCCACGUUGGAGUCCUCUCAACAGGAAAAUGCAGAACUAAGAAGUAGAUUGGAAGAGGUACAGAGUGAUCAAGUUAGAGAGAUGCAAGUUGUUCUCGAGACGCUGACAGAAGAGAAUGCUGCCCUCAAGGACAGGCUGGAGGAGCUACAGACCAAAGACAUCAAUCAAGUCCAAGUCGAGGAGCCAGAAGAGAUUCUCGUAAUGAGAGCUGAACUGGAGAUGUCAUCAGCUCUGUGCGAUGCUCUCCAAGAAGAGAAGGACCAGCUGCAGACCAAACUGGAUGAGACCAUCCCAGAUGCUGCUCAAGCCACGCAGACACAUCAUCCGGAUGUAGAUAAAUUGAAAGGAGAACUGAUGGAGUCAUUAACACUGUGUGAAGCUCUGAGUGAAGAAAGGAACCAGUUGCAUUCUAAGCUGGAAGAGACCAAGAAAGAACUUGAGAUGAGAACAGAUGCAUCAUCUGACAUCAUCAAAAUGAAGGAAGAGAUAGCAGAGCUAAGGUUUGUGCUGCUGCAGAAGGCUGAGGAGUAUGCGGAGCUGCAGCAGUUUACAAGGUGGGAGGACAAAUCUCUUAAAGAACAAGAGUCUGAAUACCAGUGUGAAAUCAACAGACUCCAGGAGAUCAUGAAACAAAAGGAUAAAGAUCUGAGGGAUAUAGAGACAAAGAUUACAGCCCAACUGACCCAGUCCGAAAAUGAAAAGACGGAUCUGGAUUUCCAGCUGGAUGCGGAGAAAGAGCGCAACCGCUCGAUGACCUCUGAACUCCGCCAGCAGCUGCAAGAGGCCUAUGACAAGCUGAAGGAGAAGGAGGGGGCAGAGGGAGCGACUGCAGAAGAAGGCAUGGAGCUGGAGACUGAGAACAGGGAGAAUGCGGUUGAGCUGGAGUCAAGGCUGGCUGAAGUCUUGAGGGAGAUGGAGUCCUUGAAGGAGAAGGAAAUUCAGAAGGAGAAGAUGGUGACGGAACUGGAGAUGAAGUUAGCUGGUGCCUUGCAGGAGAAGGAGAAUGUGGAAGAGGAGAAAGUACAUGAGCUUGAGUCAAGGUUGGCCAGCAUUCUGAUGGAGAUGGAGGCUCUAAAGAAAGAGGUAACCAUGAGAGAGGAGAAGGUAUGUGACCUAGAAGCCAAGCUGGCUAAUGCUGUCCAGGAGAUGGACACCCUGAGGGAGGAGGAGACUCUGAAAGAACAGAAAAUGAUGGAGCUAGAAUCAAGGUUCAACGUGGUUCUCCAGGAGCAAGAUGGUGAGAAAGAGGAGAAAUUGUUGGAGCUGAGUUCUAAGCUGGCUAAUCUCCUGCAGGAGACAGAAGAACUGAGGGAAGAGAAGAAUUUCAAAGAAGAGAGAAUUGCUGAACUGGAGUCAUUGCUAGCCAGUGUACCUGAAGAGAAUGUGGAUUUGAAGGAAAAGAAAAUCUUGGAGCUAGAAUCCCAUUUGGCAAAUUUUUUUGAAGAAACAGAUUCCCUGAGAAUAGCAGAAGCAUUGAAAGUUGAGAGAAUUUCUGAGCUAGAGUCAAGGUUAGGUGAGGUCGUACAUGAGAAGGAGAGUAGAGCGGAAGACAAAGCAACAGUGCUGGACGCACAGUUGGCUUCCGUUCUCCAAGAGGUAGAGGCUCUGAGGGAAGAGAAGAAAUUCAAAGAAGAGAGAAUUGCCGAACUGGAGUCAUUGCUAGCCAGUGUACCUGAAGAAGAUGUGGAUUUGAAGGAAGAGAGAAUCUUGCAGCUAGAAUCCCAUUUGGCAAAUGUUUUUGAAGAAACCGAUUCCCUGAGAGAAGCAGAAGCAUGGAAAGAUGAGAGAAUUUCUAAGCUAGAGUCAAGGUUAGGUGAGGUCGUACAUGAGAAGGAGAGUGGAGCGGAAGACAAAGCAACAGAGCUGGAAGCACAGUUGGCUUCCGUUCUCCAAGAGGUAGAGGCUCUGCGAGAAGAGAAGAAUGUGAAAGAAGAGCAAAUAAGUGAGCUGGAGUCGAGGCUGGCCAAUGUCCAACAAGACAAGGAAGGUGAAGAGGAAGGUAGAGUUGUCAAACAGGAUUCACAGUUGUCUGAUGCACUGCAGGAGUUGGAUGCCAUGAAGGAAGAAAAGACCCUGAGAGAAGAGAAAAUAGCUCAGCUGGAGUCCUGGUUGACCACCGGCAUGCAGGAGAUAGAGGUUCUUAGGCAAGAGAAGGAUGUCCGAGAAGCACAAAUGACCGAGCUGGAAUCAAGGUUAGCCAUCGUUUCAAAAGAGAUCAGCGAGGAAGGCAAAGUGGCAGAGUUGGAGUCCCAUUUGACCAAUGUCGUGGAAGAGAUGGACUCACUGCGGGAAGAGAAGAACCUGAAUAAGGACAAAGUGGUGGAGCUGGAGUCAGAUCUGGCCAGUGUUAUCCAGGAACUGGAGGCUUUGAAGGAGGAGAAGAACUUGAAAGAUAAGCAGAUCUCUGAGCUUGAGGAAAGGUUGACCAGCGCCUCGCAGGAGAAGAGCGCAGAAGAAGACAAGGUGGUUGAGCUGGAGGCACAUUUGACAGGUGUUCUUCAAGAGCUGGAAGCUUUGAAAGAAGAAAAGAACCAGAAAGUAGGCAAGUUUCUUGAGAUGCAGUCGCAUUUGAAUGAUGCACGCCAAGAGUUGGAGUUUCUAAAUGAGGAUAAGAACUUGAGAGAAGAGGAAAUGGCUGAAUUGAAGUCGAGGUUUGCCAACGUCUCGCAGGAGCAGGACAUCUUCAGAGAGGAGCAAGUGGCUGAAGCAGAAGCACAGCUGGUCAAUGUUCUGCAGGAGAUAGAGGCUCUGAAAGAAGAGGAGAACUUGAGAGAACAGCACAUGGCAGAGCUUGAGGCAAUGUUAGCCAAUGUGUCGCAGGAGCAGGACACAGUAAGAGAGGAAAAAGUGCUUGAAUUGGAGUCAAGAUUAUCCUGUGUCCUCCAAGAGAUGGACACGUUGAAAGAAGAAGAGAAACUGAAAGAGGCGGAGGCUACUGAACUAGAAACAAGACAUUCAGAAGUUCUAAAUGACAUGGAGAGAUUGCAAGAUGAGCUCACUAGAAUCCAAGAUGAGAAGGCUCGACUUGAAGCUGCAAACUAUGAAAUCAUGUCGCAGAUGCAGAAGGAUGUGGUUACCAUGGAGACUCAGACAGAGGAAGAUGUAGCAGAGGUAGAGCAAAGUCAUGAUCUUCAUGCAGCUAUCGAAAAACUCCGCAAAGUGCUCGCAUCCAAGGACCAAGAGAUCUGUGAAGUAAAGGCCCAGUCUAGCCAUGAAAUGGGAAGACUGGAAGAACUUCAGCAAUGCCUUGAAGAGGAGAGUAGAGAGCGUGAGGAGAGAAUCACCGCCGAGCUGAGAAGUCUUGAGGCGGAGAAGACGAGAGUUGAGGCAGCCUUGGUGAAGGCAGAGCUGGAGCUCUGUGAUUCCAUCUCAGAAACCCGUCUUCUGAAGGAAGAGAUGGAGAUGAUGGAAUCUAGAUUGGCGGAAGGACGAGAAUCAGCCUUAGGCCAUCAACGACAAGAAAUGGAGGAACUGAUGGUGGAACUUGAUUCAGCAAAGAACCUGCUCUCUCAGAAAGAAGACGAGAUCGAGAAACUUCAAGAGUUCAUGAAACUGGAGAACGAAGAAGCAAUUAAGCAGGAGGCCCAAUCACGCCAUGAAACCAAACGGUUACAUAAUCUUCUUCAGCAGCUAGAGGGUGAGAGCAAGCUGGUAAAGGAGCAGAUAAGACAGGAAUGUGAAACCAGUUGGCAGGUAGUGUGUGAGGAGUUGAGAACAGCCAUGCAGGAAUCAGAGAGAGAGAAACAGAGGUUAGAAGCCGCUCUCUGGAACGCGGAAGAAAAACAGGUGCAAUCUCAUCAAUUCUCUGAACACAGACUACAGGGAGUAUGUGAGGAGUUGAGAACAGCCAUGGAGGAAUCUGAAAGAGAGAAAGAAAGGUUAGAGGUGGCUCUCAGGAAAGCAGAAGAAAAACAGGAGUCUUUAGAAAAAGAGGUCAAGAAGCGCAAGGACGAGGUGAAGAGAGUCAGAAUCGAGUCCUUCAAGAAUGUCCAAGACUGGGAGGAGAGAGCUAACACCAUUUGUGGUGAAAUACAAGAAAAGCUUGAUGAGGAACAGGCCAAACUGUCGGAGACCAAGGAAAAAUUGUCGCAAUUUGAAGUUUUAUGCGAGGAGUUAAAGGAGGAACUCAAAGCCAAAGAUGAAGAGAUUGACAGAGUGAAAGAAGACAAGAGGGAUAUAUUCAACAAAAAGGAGAUGUUGGAGAAACAGUACGCCAAGAUGAAGAAGCAGGUGAACCAGACUGUGCAGAGUUCCAUCCGUGAUGUGGGCGAGGCGGAGGCGAGAGCAAACGCUGUCUGUGAAGAGCUGGAAGAAGAGCUAGAGGCAGAGAAGACCAAGGUCAAGGAUGCCCAAGAGAAAGUGGAAUGCCAAGCCAAGCACAUCUGUGAGCUGGAGGCCAAGCUGCAAUCUCAACUCACGCAGUCUAAGGGGGGCGAUCCCACCACCCGACGGUCCCUAGAGUCGGAGCUGUCUGCCAAGAAGAGGGAGAUGACAGUCUUAGAGAUGGAGCAUACUAGAGAAAUACUCAAGCUAGAGGAAAGAAUAAGAGAUCUCGACAGUGAGAAGAAAUUCCUGGAUGAGAAGAACAGAGAAUACCGAAAUGAGCUGAGACGGGAACACCAGAGGGCAGCAGAUAGUUCAGUUCUUUCCACAGGAAAUUAUCCCGAAGCUGGCAUUUGUGGAUCGGGAGCAUCGUACGAUGUCUCCGUCUUCUCUCUCCGCGCUGAAAACGAGUCGAUUGGAAAGAACCUGAAGCUGGCACAAAAGAAGUACGAGACCCUGAAGACCCAGCGAGAUGAGCAAGUGGAUAGGAACUCCAAAUUAAAGCAAGAAGUUUACUACUGGCAAGGAAAAUAUGACAAACUGAAGAGCCUUGCUGAACAGAAAACCAAAGAGUUGCGAGCUUCCCACCCUCUGAAAGAUUGCAAUACAGAGCACCCUGGGAUUGCGAGGAGUGCCUUAGAGGGGGCGGCAUCAUCCCCAAGCGUUAAGAGGAGGGCUGGCCAGCCCCCCUACCAAGGAACAUUGAAUGAGAGGAUGUUUGAGAUGUUAAAGACCAACAGAGCGGAGGAGCCAGAGGACAACCCCAAAGAAUGCACCACACAGUGAGAAAGCCAUUCGAAGACCAGGAAGGUGUUUCA